Linum trigynum is the source of this 4874-nucleotide messenger RNA. Lineage: Eukaryota; Viridiplantae; Streptophyta; Magnoliopsida; Malpighiales; Linaceae. The record is from the annotation of a GenBank genome assembly.
AGUACAUAGUAGAUAUGUACCACAUUACGGAGAAACCUCCCCCAAAUAAAUUUCUAUGGCUCCUUGCUAGAAGUUUAUUAUCCUUUUUAAAAAAAGAAGUUUAUUAUCAGAAUACUUGGUUUGUCCCCUUUUGAAUUUGACUCGCGAAUCCCUCCUCUCAUUUUCAAUGACUCGUCCAUCAUAGAUUUUUAGUGCUAAUAAAGCUAUAAUGUCCCAUGGGAAGGGGCGAGGAGAUAAAUUCAUAUCACAUAUGAUAUGAUUUGUGAUGAAUGAUAAUUCAUACUCAUUAAGCAUCCAAUACUCUCGCUUCGUAACAUAAUUUUGCUUGAGUUUCAAACCAAGAUAGUACUAUCGGAUGAUUGCCAUAAUUCAAAAAUACGAACUUUUAUGAAGUUCAUAAAUCAUAAUAAUACGGUGAAUCGGUGACAUAUUUGUUUAAAAAACACAGUAUAAGGACUAAAACUGCUAUUCAUCCAUAAUAUUAAUACUAACACCGUGAUUAAAUUUGUGUUUCGUUAUCCUAUUAAGCAGUGGCAUUGGCCCACUUAGAACUCAAUUUUCAUUUGUGGCGACCAGUCAAUGCGGACUUUGGAUGUGGGCCCACAAUCCCUCCUCAACCACAAUUUGGGCCCCAGCACUUUGCUUUUCCCCAUAACAGACCGGCGGCGACAUACAUUCAUCCAUUCGCUAAUCAUGUAAUUAGUCAGCUAAUCAAGAAAAUUACCAUUUACCGCCAUAAUAAACGGCGUCGAAGAAGACGACCCAACCGCUGCCACCUCACCUCAUCCUGCGCAGGCAUUAAUCGAUUUGGUAAAAUCCUUCAUCAUCACACCAUCCCUUAAUCGAUUCUUAAACGAAGUUAAUAGACAAAACAGGAAUUCCAGCACAGGCAGCCUGCAGCCAAACCUGAAAACCUCAACAAACCCCUCAAAUCUCAAAUAAGCUUGGAGAGAAGCUUCAUCGAUUCCCUAAUAUUCAAACCCUUCUGGCCUUCUCCCUCUCUGUCUCUCUCCCUCGUUACCGCGACGUUUCUCUUCCUUCCUUCCUUUCUCUCUCUCAACAUUUUCUCUUCCUCCAAGCACGCCACAAAAGCCCCAUACCUGAUAAUUGAUAUCACUAUCUUGCACAAAUUCUCAGGGAAUCUCUCUCUAUCCCUUUUUUUUUCUGAAUCGUCACCACCACCACUACCCAAUUGGGAAGAGAUCAGGUUUCAUUUGGUUUCUUCCCUUUUUGCCGCCUGUGCCCAGUUUCUGAUUUCUCUCAUCCUCAUCUCUCAGGUGCGGUUUUGUUUAUCAGUCCUUUCGUUUCGGUUUAUAGGGUCGACGCAAAGUUGCAAGCUUUCUUUGAAACGGGGGGAGAAAGAAAGCCUUUCUUUUUGGUUGUUGUUUAAUGUUGUCAAUUUCGUGCCUUUUUCGAAGCUCUUGGGAAUUUGGGUAUGGUUUUGAUUCUAUGGAAUUUCGUAUUGAAUAUUUGAAUUUGAGCUAGCCGAUCGAUGAAAUGAAACCAUAACUUUUGAAGCUUCCUUUUUUCCCUUUAGAGCGAGGGAAUCGCCUUUUUGUAUCAUUGUGUGCUCGUGCUCGAGUUUUUGUGGAAUUCUGAUUCUGAGUUACUGGUCUUCACCAAGCAAUAAUUCAACCCAAUUGUCUGGCCUUGGAUUGGUCUGUCAUGGGAAUCAUUUUGCUGAACAAGUUGGUAGGGUUUUUACCUAUAUCUUACUUCUUUCAGGAGGGCCUUUUUAAAUCGUACUUUAUUCUUGGCCUAAAUUUGUGGUGUGAACGAAGAGAGGGGAAGGAUGAGAAGAAGUGUUAGAUCGGUUCGCCACUUAGUCUAUGCUUUUCAAGAAUACAGUAGUUCAUCGGCUAGAUGGGUUGGUGGAAGAAGGCAGAGGAUUUUGAUACAGGCCAACUCUGCCUCUCUCCAUACGUUACUCACUAACACUGACAGGGAUAAAUUCGCCAACUUUAGAGCUUUAUCAACUGAUGCUGUGGCACGGGUUCCCGAUUCAGUUGCAGAUGUCCACAAGGCAGGGCCGCUUGUGGAGUAUGAAAGAAGGAUUGCUGCUGGAGAACUUAUGGAUGGUGAUAGCUGUCAGGUAGGAACAUUGAGAGAACUACAAAGGCUCUUUGACGAGAUUGUUGAGUCGGCUGAUGCCUGCAAGUUAGAUCGAUAUUCUACUUCUGAUAAAUCAGGAAGGAGUCGGUGGUUAUGGUCACGUUUCAUCCCACAGUCGACAUAUUCGCCUGUGAAAGGGCUCUAUCUUUAUGGAGGUGUAGGCACUGGGAAGACCAUGCUGAUGGACUUGUUCUAUGAUCAAUUGCCUUGCAGCUGGAGGAAAAAGAGGAUCCAUUUCCAUGACUUUAUGCUCAAUGUCCAUAGUCGCUUGCAAAGACACAAAGGUGUGUCAGAUCCACUUGAAGUAGUCGCAGGGGAGAUCUCUGAUGAGGCGAUUUUGUUAUGUUUAGAUGAGUUUAUGGUGACUGAUGUAGCUGAUGCAUUGAUACUGAAUCGCCUCUUUGGACAUCUAUUCAGCAAUGGCGUUAUUCUUGUUGCCACUUCAAAUCGCAACCCUGAUAAGCUCUAUGAAGGUGGACUACAAAGGGAUCUCUUUUUGCCCUUCAUCCAAACUCUGAAGGAAAGAUGUGUGGCUCGUGAAAUUGGCUCAUCAGUAGACUAUCGAAAAUUGGGCUCGGCUGAGCGAGGAUUCUACUUCGUCGGGAAAGAUAUAUCCAGCCUCCUAAAGCAGAAGUUUCAGGAAUUGGUUGGUGAACACAAAGUUGGACCCGAGGAGGUGGAAGUAGUGAUGGGAAGAACAUUGCAGGUCCCACUCGCUGCUGAUGGAUGUGCAUACUUUCAGUUCGAGGAACUUUGUGAUAGACCUCUUGGAGCUGCAGACUACUUUGGAUUGUUCAAGAAUUUCCAUACACUUGCACUAGAAGGUAUCCCAAUCUUAGGACUCCACAACAGGACCGCAGCAUAUCGAUUCGUGACAUUAGUCGAUGUUAUGUAUGAAAACCGGGCAAGACUGUUAUGCACAGCAGAGGGAACUCCAUUGGAGCUCUUCCAGAAGAUAGUGACAAUUUCUGAUGCCCAGCAAAUGGCCCCUAGAACUUCUACCCGAUCAAGGAGGAGCGAUGAGGCUGAUCUCUGUGUAGAUAAUGAACUUGGGUUUGCCAAAGAUCGAACCAUAAGUAGGUUGACUGAGAUGAACAGCAAAGAGUAUUUGGAACACCAUGCUGCCAUGAUAGAGGAGAAGCAACAGCAGCAGCUCUCACAAGAAGCUGCAUCAGUGCAGCUAUGAGAUCAAGAUGAUGGCGAAAAGGGCAGUUGAUUUGGAUACAAAGAUGAACAUACACAUAAAAUGCCGACUGGCGUUGGGGGAGCUCUGAUGUCUAUUGCUGGAUGAAUAAUGAGCACAUUUUCCAACUUACAUCAGCUGUAAACUAGCAUUUGUAGCAUAUCAGUUGAUUUCCCCUUACCUUGAUUCCCUCCAUGUUUCUUCUUACCAUGUUGCUCCGUGAAUAAUGUGGGCUGGUGAAGCUAUUCUCUUACUUCAUUGCCCAUCUUCUUUAGCUUUUGGAAUGUUGUCCAUGAGGCCGUGGAUAUUUGUAUGAUCGAUGUAAAAGAAAUCAUGAGUAGUAUAUAUGAUUAUUGUUACUUCGUUAUCAUGUUGUAUAUCCUCUUUAUUCUUAAACUGAAUGUUGAAUCAUAAGAAUUGAAGUGAGUUGGCUAAACAUACAAAUAUCCUUUCUCAUUUCACUUAUGAGAUCUUAUGAUUUCGCGUUAUAAGUUUUUUUUUCCUUGGGUUAUAGGUAUAAUAUGCUCCUCUACUAUGACGUUUUAUCAAAUAUGCCCCUCUAUUAUUUUUUACAUCAAAUAUACCCCUGUACUUUGAAAAAAUUAUCAAACAUGCCCUUCUGUUAAAAAUUCCAUUGAAAAAAUUGUCAAUCAUGUUUGAAUUGAGAUUUAGACGACCCGACAUCGACAAAUGGGAGGGAAAAUGUCAGUUUUGUCCCCUGUUUUAUUUCCUUUGGUCUUUUCAAAGUGAAAUUAUUUGAAUGAUUUAAUUAUACAAAAGAACCAAAAAGAUUCUAAAGUGAAUUUAUUAGGGAUAUUUUAGUCAUUUGUGUCGCCCAAACUAAAGUUCGGCGUUGGUUAACGAUUUUUAGAUUAAAUUUUUAACAAAAGGGCAUGUUUGAUCAUUUUUACAAAGUACAGGGGCAUGUUUGAUGUAAAAAAUAGUAAAGGGGGAUGUUUGAUAAAACGUCAUAGUAGAGGGGCAUAUUAUAGCUAUAACCCUUUUUUCUUCAAUUAUUUAUUUGUGUGACAUAUAUUGUCGAAUAAUUUCACAUAUAUUGUUGAACAAGUGUAUAAAGGGUCGUUUGAAAGUUGCAAUUGUUAAAUAGAUGUAUUGUUGUGAGUUCAUGUAUAAUAUUAUACAUGUAUUUACGAAUUUGGUGGAUUGUAAAAUACAAUGUGUGAUAUAUGUGAUUGUGUAUGUCACAUCAGCUAAAAGCUGAGAUAAAACAAUCUCAACUCAACAAUAUCAACAAUCACAAUUAAAAACUGAGAUAUAACAAUCACUUAUUUUGAGUGAUAAUUUCAGUCACAUCACAUAAACAAUAUGCUAAAAAAAACAAUAUAUUCUAAACAAUACAUGUAUAAUAACAAUUUCAUCAAAACAAUCACAACUACGAAUCUCUUACCGGUAAGAAAACUAAUGGUUGUGUGACACAAAAGACUCGUAUUUUGAUAUAACCACAACUCGUUUACUCGGAUACCGACUUCCUCGUAGGGGCUCUAGUCUCUUAAAUCGCCUUCUCGGUAGGAGAUUUUGGAAUCUGGAUGUCCGCGUGACUGACUGUUGGGGUCCCCAA